Messenger RNA from Trichoderma asperellum CBS 433.97, 657 nucleotides. The record is from RefSeq and is a predicted model, not a curated record. Lineage: Eukaryota; Fungi; Ascomycota; Sordariomycetes; Hypocreales; Hypocreaceae.
AUGGCGACUCUAUCAAAAUUCCUGUUUCGCUCGUUGUUGGCUUCUGUCACAGCGCAGGAUUACAGGCCUCUUACCGACCCUUGCAGUUCUGAAUACCUCAACUAUGACCUGAGCAUAAAGGAUGGAAAAGUCCUGCAGAUCAACGCCACAUGGGUUACGGAAGCUGUCGUGCCUGGCGUUACGGGCUCUAUUGACUACUGUAAUGUCAUCGUCACCUACACGCACCCCAAAUACAAUGACACGAUUCACACUCAAGUGUUGCUGCCCUCCGCGAGCCACUGGAAUGGUAGAUUCCAGGGAGUUGGUGGCGGUGGAUGGGCGGCGAAUAGCGGUGUUGGCUCGCUCAUGACGCCGCUGGGCCAAAACUACUCUGCUGGGAUGACAGAUGCAGGCCACAACCCCAAACUUCCCGACUCCAGCUCCUGGUGGCUGGAUUCUAAUGGUCGAAUCAACAUUGGCCUUUUUACCGACUUCGCCUCCGUUGCGUUAGGCGACCUCGCCGACAUUGGCAAACAGCUCUCCAGUAGAUAUUACGGCUAUGGACCUUUCUACUCCUACUGGAGUGGCUGUUCUACUGGCGGCCGUCAGGGCUGGAUGAUGGCCCAGCGGUAUCCGGAAGCUUACGAUGGCAUAUAUGCUGGGGCGCCCGCAGCACAA